Cydia strobilella is the source of this 2517-nucleotide messenger RNA. Its product is annotated as heterogeneous nuclear ribonucleoprotein A1, A2/B1 homolog. The record is from RefSeq and is a predicted model, not a curated record. Gene Ontology annotation, biological process: mRNA splicing, via spliceosome. Gene Ontology annotation, molecular function: mRNA 3'-UTR binding. The coding region runs from base 67 to 1065 and encodes 332 amino acids. Gene Ontology annotation, cellular component: catalytic step 2 spliceosome. The transcript is spliced from 9 exons. Lineage: Eukaryota; Metazoa; Arthropoda; Insecta; Lepidoptera; Tortricidae.
AUUGUACUCAACAUUUUCACGAACUUGUUUAUUUUUCUAAAACAGACCAACACGCUCUAGAUCAAUAUGAAGCCUAAUGGAGGUGGUGAUGACUUCGAAGAACCAGAACAUAUGCGCAAACUGUUUAUCGGUGGAUUAGACUACCGAACAACCGAUACGUCUUUGAAGGAAUUUUACGAGCAAUGGGGCGAAAUUGUAGACGUGGUGGUCAUGAAGGACCCACAAACAAAACGAUCAAGAGGCUUCGGCUUCAUUACUUACUCUCAAGCUUCAAUGGUUGACGAAGCUCAGAGCAAUCGACCACAUAAGAUUGAUGGCAGGAUUGUGGAACCUAAACGGGCAGUACCCAGGGAAGAAAUCAAGAGGCCUGAUGCAAGUGCUACAGUUAAAAAGCUGUUUGUUGGGGGCCUGAAGCAAGAUAUUGAAGAGGAGGACUUAAAGGAAUACUUUAGCCCUUAUGGAAAUAUUGUGUCUGUUAGUUUAGUUACUGAAAAAGACACUGGCAAGAAGAGAGGCUUCGGUUUCAUUGAGUUUGAUGACUAUGAUCCCGUUGAUAGGAUAUGUUUGCAACAGAGCCACAACGUUAAAGGGCGUCACCUAGAUGUGAAGAAGGCUUUGUCGAAGUCCGAGAUGGCUGGCGGCCCCCAGGGCGGCGGCGGCGGCGCGCGGCGCGGAGGACGCGGCGGCGGCGGCGGCGGCGGUGGCGGCGGCGGUGCGUGGAACCGCGGCAACGACAACCAGGAUUGGGGGAAUCAGGGAGGGUACGGACAAGGAGGAGGAUGGGGUAACCAGAAUCCGUGGGAGUCCAGCAACCAAGGCGGUUGGGGCACCCAGGGCUAUGGAGACCAGGGUGGUUGGGGUCAGGGCCAGAGCUUUGGCGCUGGUUACCAGCAGAACUACUCAGGAGGGCCUAUGAGGGCCAAUUAUAAUACUUCUCGCCCUCAGCCUUACAAUCAAGGCGGCGGUGCCGGGUACGCCACGGGGGCGGGGGCGGGGGCGGGCGCGGGCGCGGGGGGCUACAGCAGCGCGGGCGCCGCGCCCGACGGCAACCAGCGCCGCUUCUAGUCCUCUUGUAUCAAGUUGCGCUUACUUGAAGCUAGGCAGGCAGAAUGUUAGACGGGAGGUAGGCCAGGCGUCAGCUAGCUAGUGAGGGACAAGCGGACUUUACCAAGUGACUACAAUUACAUAGUCAUUUUACAUUUUUUUCUUCAACUAAGGUUGGUUCACAAUAAGGUACUGUGUAGGCAAUAGAUUCAUUUUUCCUAUUUUUAAGAUUGUAAUAGUGGUUUAGCACUCACUGCUUUUAUUCUUUUAAUACUAGAAUUGCAACAUACUGAUUCACUAAAAUAGCUGUUUCCUAACACGAGACAUUUUGCUUAUUUGCUUAGAAUCUUCGUCGUAUCAAAUAUUGACGUCAUCGACAGUAUUAAAAUGCAAAUAAUGAGUUAAAUAAUUACAGGUACACUCAGCGUCAAAUACUCUGUAACAGUCAAAGUGGCCAAAUAGUUUCGUACACCAUACUAAAUAUAUGGUUAUGCCAUGCCAUAUGGUUAUGGUUAUGGUUGUGUUAUACUAAAUAUAUGGUGUACCGAACUAUUUGACUACUUUGGUUGCUACAAAGUAUUUGACGCUGAGUGUACAAUAUACAGGGGCACAAAAAAUACUGAUUGUCUCGUUUGGUCCUUGGUUUCAAAGUUUAGUGUGUCUGGAAAUUGAUAUUAAAUGGAUGUUGUAGUUUGCGUUUCCAGUCUUGAGAGAGUGAAAGUCAAAUCACAGUUUUUACAUUUUAACGUGUCACAAUGUCUGUAAUGCACGGAUUUUAGACAGGUAUCUAUCGCACCAGCCGUCCGCAUCAGACGUUAAACGCAAGCAGCGAUUAAGUCUCUUUCAAUUUAUGUAAAAGCUGUGGCUUAAUGCAUUGUUACGUUUCUAGUUCGUAAGUGAGAAAAAAAAACAAUUUGAAUUUGACUUUAUUAGUGUUUAAUAUAAAGUCGUGGGUUAUAUUUUAGUUUAAAUUUUGACGUUCAGAAUGCUAGGGGCUAGUUUUAAAUUGACAUUCCAAAGGAUUCUAAACAGUUGCUUGGGUGUAAUUCGUUACACGUUAUAUUGAAAAUUCAUUCAUUCACUAAGUAAUCUGUACGUAAAGUUGUCAAUUUGUAAUGAAAUUAUUGGAUUGUUGCAUGGAAUUGUUAUUACAUAAAUUUAAAUAUUUAAAAUUACAAGACUGUUCACAAAUUUGGAUAAGGUAGUCAAAACAGAGACAUUUUCUGGCCAAGUAAAUGUUUUCGCGCGUUUAACCCCAAUUUAUAGUUAAGGAUAAAAUGUAUAUUUGUUUUCGUUUGUUUUUUCUCAAUUUUACCUACAAUGUUAAUGUAGAUUCCUCUUACAUAUGUCUGUGUGCAAUAUAUUAAAUAAAAACUGUUUUCCAUGGACUCUUCUACAUGCGGACGAGCGUUCCUCGUGGAAAAGGCCAUGGUAAGUUGACUUUUCCCAAAUAAAUAUAUUUCAACAAUUUAA